Molecule: messenger RNA, 831 nt
Organism: Aspergillus thermomutatus
Lineage: Eukaryota; Fungi; Ascomycota; Eurotiomycetes; Eurotiales; Aspergillaceae
Exons: 4
Coding region: 1-831 (276 amino acids)
Cellular component (GO): cytoplasm
Molecular function (GO): phosphatase activity
Source: RefSeq, a predicted model, not a curated record
AUGCCGCCAGUUGUCCACUGUGUUCGCCAUGCUCAGGGCGUCCACAACCUAUGCACAGCGAACCACGUCAUCCACGAUCCCUCCCUGACCGACCUCGGAAACGAACAAUGUCGCCUUCUUCGCCAGAGCUUCCCCUUCCAUGAUCGGAUCGAGCUGAUCACCGCGUCGCCUCUCCGACGGACAAUCUACACUGCAUUCCAGAGCUUCGAGCCCGUGUUGGAGAAGCGCAAGGAUAUGAAGAUCGUGCUGCUGCCGGAUGUGCAGGAGACCAGUGACGUUCCCUGCGAUACGGGGAGUGACCCGGAGGUUCUGCGGAAGGAGAUGGAGGAGAAGGCAAUCCCUGUGGAUACGAGUUUAGUGCAGGAGGGGUGGAACAGCAAGACUGGUCACUAUGCGCCGACCAACGAGGCGAUCAAGAAGCGGGCGCGUGCGGCUCGGCGCUGGCUGAAGGCGAGACCGGAGAAGGAGAUCAUUGUCGUCACGCACGGUGGUUUCCUGCACUAUUUCACAGAGGACUGGGAGGAUAGCAGUCAAUACCAGGGAACCGGCUGGAACAACACAGAGUACCGCACCUUUGUCUUCUCCGACGAAAAACACAUAGAUGACCUGGAAGGUAACGCUCUGGACGGCGAUAAUGCGACACUGGUUGAGACAGAGGAAUCGCGCCAUCGCCGUGGUAAGGACGGCCCGAUGCUAGACCGUCAGAGACAAAAGAUAUUGUACAGGCUUGGCACACAAGGAUGGGAUGACCAAGGCUUGCAACUGAGCACGGCCGAGCGAGAACAAGCCAAGGUUCCCCAGGGCAAGGAGGUCGAUGGUGUCAGAGUCUGA